AUGUCUUUGAACGAACCCAGCGACAAGGUCACCGGCCGUCUCCACCACAGUGUGAGCAGCAGUAGCAGUAGCAGCAGCAGCAGCCCCGACCAGGCAGCGUGCGCUAGGCAGCUUGCUAACAGCUUCACACAUGGCAAAGUGGGCUUUGUCGUCCGAAUGCAAGCGAUACAACACAGCAUGUAUGGGUCCGGCAUUUCAACAGACGACUGGGACGUCAAUGGCAGCGCUCAUUUUUCGACAAGGAAUUGCAACGCACACAGUAGCAGCACAGUGCCAAUUGCAGACAACGAUGAGCUGACGCGGUUACUGGAAGGGUUCUGCAAGGGACUCGAGGAUAGAGACGUGGGCGCAGCCAUACAGGCGUAUAAAAGUAUCCGAGGCAUACUGGCAGCACCGCACGACACCACAUGCUCUGAGGACAAGCGGAUGCGGCGGCGGCGAGCCAAACUGGGCGACUGGGAUAGUUGCUUUUCGGAUCUGCGUGCGUUCCACAUACUUUUACGGCAGCAGGAAUCCAAUACCGCUUGCACGGCCGAUCAACGGACACAGAUUCAGGAGAUGAUUGUCGAUAUUAUUGAGGAUAUGCGGUGGCUGGGUCUGCGCGUCGGAGCAACAGAGACUGCCGCCCUAACCUACGCGUAUGGUUUCUUGGGUCGGUACACAGAUGCUGUUGGCGUGUGGCGUGAUAGCGUUGCACAAGUGUAUGGUAUUGGUGGAGAGGCGGGGGGUCGCGUGCGGCACUUGUUCUUGCAGACGCAUGUGUAUGGGCUGCGGGCGGCCGUAGCUUUAAGGAACACACAGGUUGUGCGUGAAGUAUACGAUGGAUCAAUACGGGGGAUGAGUAUGUCUCGGUCCGAGCUCGCUGAUCGUGCACAGCAGCGGAAUAAUAUCCUGGCCUUCUUCUGGUGUGUGUUUCCCGGCCACUCCGACCGAAAACGCCAGAGCCGUUCGCGCGAUUCUCCAGAACACAAAUCUACCGGUGUCAGCGACUCUGGUGCAGAUCGCGCGUGGGAUCCUGCCAGACUUGGAUCGCAGUUUUUCGAGCAACUUAAUUACGAUGUCCAGAAGUGGACCGAUGGGUCGGACCGAAAGUUGAACAGCCGGGUUGCCCAGUACUCCAUCAGAGCGCUAUUUGCCGAGGGACAUCGCCAGCGGGCCUUAAAAACCUACAUGGCGAUUGCACUUCCUCAAACUUAUGCUUUUAACAACAAUUCUGCGGAGACCGUUAUGGCACCAGAGAUAUUGUGCGAGGUUGUCGGCGGACUAUGCCGCCACUUCAUGGUUGACAAGGCGUUGGACGUGCUUAGGGGUGCUGAAGGCCAGUAUAGAGGCGUAUACGCGUGGAACACGUAUUUUGACGGUCUUGCGAACAGCUUAAGGUACAAGAGGACUUGCAACCAGACUGCCAACGCUGCCGAUCCGCUUGAGAGCCUGCGUCAGGCGAUUUUUCUGAUGGAGCAGCUUGACAGUAUCAAGCCCGACAUAGUGACAAUGUCAAUAUGGCUGCGGGCGCACUUUCGGCUGGGCAACUGGACAGGUGCCUAUGAGUGUUUUCGCGAGAACUACCGGAGCAUGUCCAAGGAUAUGGUUUGCUGGGAUAUUCUCAUUCGCGGGUUACUGGAAACUGAUAGCCGGGAGGCGCAUGCUUUGGGAUGGCAGGUGGUCGACGAACUGACGCGGCGACCUUUGCCAGGUGCGGACGCGCGUCUUGUGGAAACCAUACUUUUGCACGCGUUUCCGCGCUUCGGCAGACACACAGAUGCGGGCCCUGGCGGUUCUAAAGAUGCUGUGGUUGGCAGGGGUCUUAUGGAUCGAGUGCUGGGGUGGGUUGAAAGCAAUAUCUCAUUCGACCGUAAAACCACUUACGCCAUUAUCAUCGGCACAUUGCUGAGGACUGGUCAAAUAGACGGUGCCUUGGAGAUGCACCAGACCAUGUGUGAGCGGAAUUUCUGGCCGACUAAAUCCAUCAACUGUAUGGUUGUACAGGCCCUGGCUCUACACAAAUCUCACCAGCACGGUGGUGCGCAAUUGACCAAUGCGGUUGCUAAAAUUAUGCACGAGUUUAUAGAAACUAGGGUGCCGAAAUGGCAUAUUCCUGCGGUGCACUUGCCGUUGAUUAAAAGUGCCGUGUCGGAGAGGCGGUAUGGCGAUAUGUGGGGGAUAAUUGGCAAACACUAUCCUGUGGUUGCAGGAUUGCCGUUUCCAGACGCUAAUAUUUAUCGCGCGGCUUUGGAGGCUACUAGGAUGCACUGCGACUGGAUGCAGCAUAGGCUUGUGCUCGACAAGCUGCAUAACCACUUGGGACUUAUCAGGGGCGAUGGCAGCGACAGUAGCGCUGGUGUCGAUGGGAUUCGGCAGCGGGAUUACAAAAGAAUGGCAGACGUGUAUUGUCACUACAAGAACCAACACCAAUAG
Molecule: messenger RNA, 2415 nt
Organism: Kickxella alabastrina
Lineage: Eukaryota; Fungi; Kickxellomycota; Kickxellomycetes; Kickxellales; Kickxellaceae
Exons: 4
Coding region: 1-2415 (804 amino acids)
Molecular function (GO): protein binding
Source: RefSeq, a predicted model, not a curated record